AUGGCUUCAUCCUUCCCCGCAGACCUCUACAGCGGCAUAAGCCAGGCUCUCAACACCACGCACGCCACCCUCACCCUCCCCAUCCCCUCUCCGGACCGCGACCACCUCGAGAACCAGAUGCUCUUCCUCUUCGACAACUACGGCCAACUCCUCAACAUAACCACCACCGACAUCGACAUGGUCAAUGGUAUGUUGGUCUCUAUCGCCAUCAAUUACGCCACCCAGAUCGGCGCAACCUUCAUCAUGCUUGCCAUCAUGCUUCUCAUGACGCCCCGCCGUCGGUUCAAGCGGUUGCCUACCAUCAUCAGUCUCCUGGGUCUCUUACUCAACCUCAUCCGCGUCGUGCUUCUCUCGCUCUUCUACCCCAGCCAUUGGACGGACUUUUAUGUGCUGUACACAGGUGACUGGCAAUUUGUGCCAAGAAGCGACAUGUCCAUCAGCGUCGCCGCCACUGUGCUCAGCAUCCCCGUUACUGCCCUCCUCUUGUCAGCGCUGAUGGUGCAAGCCUGGAGCAUGAUGCAACUGUGGACGCCCCUCUGGCGUGCUCUGGUCGCUUUAGUCUCCGGUCUGCUUUCCGUGGCCACCGUCGUCCUUUCCUUCGCCAACUGCAUUUUCCAAGCCGAAAACAUCCUCUACGCCACCCCGCUUCCCGAUUAUUGGGUGCGCAAGCUAUAUCUCGCCUUGACGACCGGUUCUAUCUCCUGGUUUACCUUUUUGUUCAUGAUCCGUUUGGUCAUGCACAUGUGGACCAGCCGAAGCAUCCUCCCGUCGAUGAAGGGCCUGAAGGCAAUGGAUGUGUUGAUUAUCACCAACGCUAUCCUGAUGCUGAUCCCCCUCCUCUUCGCCGGUCUCGAAUUCCUCGAUUCUUCCAGUGGUUUCGAAUCUGGCUCACUCACCCAGACUUCCGUCGUCAUCGUUCUUCCGCUCGGCAUCCUCGUCGCCCAGCGUAUUGCCACAAGGGGAUUACUGCCUGACUCUGAAGCUUCCGGAGGACCCAACAGCAUGCCGCUCAGCGACCUGAACCUUACCGGCGAUGAUCAUCACAAAGACAAAAGAGCCGAAGCCGGUAACAUCAAUGCCACACCGACAAACACAACCACGAGUUUUUCUUCAAUCGCCAAAAGUGGCGUUAGCUGUCUCCCCAAAGCAAAGCGCAUGACAGCUAGCUCCGCAUCCUCCAGCCAACGACCUCUGCUUAUGACUACUCGCUCAACUAUUUCGACUAACGAUUCCUCGGGUUUCCCGAGUCCGAGUCUUCAUAACGCUACUCAGUAUUCGAUGCACAUGCCUAACUUUCCACCCGUUCCAUACCCUGGUUACAGUAGUCGUAACACAGGCGUCACCUCUCACAUCGCCAGCGACGGACAUCUCCACGGACAACAGGGAGUCAACCAACAUCCAAGCGUAGACCACUUCGACCGCGAACUAGCUUGCAUCGACGACGAGGCCGACGACUUGGAUGAUGACGACAGUUAUCCCUUUGAUUCAAAGUUGGAGAAGGCGGUUAUGGAUGAUGAUGUCGAACGAGGAAGGACGAUGCCCCCGCAUGGGGGAGUGAGAAUUGAGUGGACAAUUGAGACUAGAAGUGAGGAGAGGAUGCUGAACCCUAAUCCGUUCAACAACGCAUCGGCGGGAGUCACACAGCAGCCGAGGUCUUUCGAGUAG
Messenger RNA from Sordaria macrospora k-hell, 1665 nucleotides. RefSeq lists its product as uncharacterized. The record is from RefSeq and is a predicted model, not a curated record. Lineage: Eukaryota; Fungi; Ascomycota; Sordariomycetes; Sordariales; Sordariaceae. Gene Ontology annotation, molecular function: pheromone binding; mating-type factor pheromone receptor activity. Gene Ontology annotation, biological process: G protein-coupled receptor signaling pathway. Gene Ontology annotation, cellular component: membrane; G protein-coupled receptor homodimeric complex.